Messenger RNA from Megachile rotundata (alfalfa leafcutting bee), 2868 nucleotides. It is a transcript of the gene Mitf, whose product is annotated as transcription factor Mitf. Gene Ontology annotation, molecular function: DNA-binding transcription factor activity, RNA polymerase II-specific; protein dimerization activity; RNA polymerase II cis-regulatory region sequence-specific DNA binding. NCBI's taxonomy places the organism in Eukaryota, Metazoa, Arthropoda, Insecta, Hymenoptera, Megachilidae. The record is from RefSeq and is a predicted model, not a curated record. Gene Ontology annotation, cellular component: nucleus. Gene Ontology annotation, biological process: regulation of transcription by RNA polymerase II.
GAUUGCAGCGUUUACCGCGAGAUGGCUGCACUCGCAAAGAAUCGCGAACGAGCGAAAAAAGAAUAGAGCAAAGAUCAGUCGCGAGCCGCGUGGAAUUCGCGCGCCCAGGUUCGAGAACCCAUUUCCUUUCUUUUGUUCGUUUCGACGCGCGGUAUUUGUCACCCCGUCCGGUGACAAGAACGUUCUCGCGUUCCACGGCAAUUUUCUGAUUAAAGUUUGUCCAGGUCGUCGAACCGUACGGUCAUCGGUCUACCCGACGACACACGACGAUCCCCGUUUAUCCGCUUUCUCUCGCGCGUCGUCCGCGUCAGAGGUCGGGGAUAACGAUCUACUCGCGCUUGUUCUCGGGCAAGCAUCGAUCGUCUCGUAUCGAGCAUCGAGCAACCGGUGGCGCGAUUAAACGCGGCGUUCGAGUAGGAAAGAGAGAAAGAAAGAAAAAUUAGUCGAGCGAGAGAGAAAGGGAGAAUUGGCCGUUCGCCGCUGAACGAGAACAAGUGGCUCUCGUAGUUGUCGCGGGACUCGCGGUCGUCUCGUCUCUCCCGUUGGUCGGUUCGGCGAUUAUCGGUCGACACGCGUUCGUCUCGGCUCGUGUCAGUGGGGAGGCGCCACGCUAGAAAGCAAAACUCGGGAUCGCCGCGACGCGUCGCCGUCUCGAUAAUCGCGGUCGUUUCGUCGGCGAAAGAAUCCAAGGUCCGUCGUUUCCACGAAGACGAGUGGCGUCGCGACGCGGCGUGUCGCGUCUUUUUCGCGCAAUCGGGAACGCCAGAAUGGACGAAUCCGGGAUCGACAUGGGUUUCGAUCUGGCAGCUUUGACGGCCGAUCUGGAGCACCGGGAGAACGAAACCGGAACCGACCAACACGACUGGGAACAAGCUCUGUCGUUUUUGUCGUCGCCGUUACAGGACAUCAUGUACUACGAGUUAAAGAGCCGAACACCGAACACCGCCAGCCCACCGACGUUCAAGACCGCGACGCCCACUUCUCGCACCCAAUUGAAGCUCCAGCUGAUGCGGGAACAGCUUCAGGAGCAAGAGAGACGAGAAGCUGAAUUUCGUCAGAGUUUGCAGCAGCAGAGACCGGCGGCUGCUCCUCCUAGACCCGUACCCUCCGCCUCGUUGUCGACCAUCGGGGUGGACGUACCGCCGCAAGUCUUGCAAGUACGAACGCUGUUGGAAAACCCGACGCGAUAUCACGUGGUUCAGAAGCAAAAGAACCAAGUCAGGCAAUACCUACACGAGUCGUUCCACGGUGGCAGCGAAAGCACCGAAAACGAUAAUGUUCUCCGUGGAAAUUCGGCGGAAAGCGUGCCAACGUCCUCGACGAUGGUGGUUCACAGCGCGCCUCCGGGACCGACGGUGCAUCAUCCGAAGCCGCAGCAUCCUCAUCUGGCCUCGUAUCCGCACGGUCCAACGGUAUUGUCGCACGGUAAUCCGGUCGCGGCCAGUCCAGACCCGACGACCGGUGCCAUGUCACCGGGGCUUUCCAGCGUCGCGACCAGCAAUUCCGAGGCGGAGGAUCUAUUGGACGACAUCUUAUCUUUCGAAGCUGGAUCCUUGGGCGAUAACCUAAAGGACGGCCAAACCGGAAAUCUGACCAACGUUCCGGAGCUCCAAAUCAAGCCAGAACCUUUGUUGCUUACCGAAGCCGAAAUCCAUGCCCUUGCCAAGGACCGGCAAAAAAAGGACAAUCAUAAUAUGAUCGAGAGGCGACGUCGAUUCAACAUCAACGACAGAAUCAAAGAACUUGGUACCCUGUUGCCCAAAACCAACGAUCCGUAUUACGAAAUUGUUCGAGACGUCAGACCGAACAAAGGCACCAUCCUCAAGUCGUCCGUCGAAUACAUCAAGCUAUUGAAGAACGAGUUGACCAGGAUGAAACAAAACGAGCUCAGGCACAAGCAGUUGGAGCAUCAAAAUCGGCGACUCUUGUUACGAGUUCAGGAACUAGAGUUGCAAGCGAAGGCUCACGGACUGCCGGUUUCUGAUUUUAACUGGGCUUCGUGUUCCAGCGGCGUGCCGAAUGCCUUCCCCAGAAACAAACUCGAACAACGCAAGAUACCGGAGUUAGUGGCGGAAGAGGGACCGAGCUUGAGCAUAUCGCAGUUCGAAGAUCUGAUGGAGGACGACGCGAGUGGACCGAUCCACAGUCGCGAUCCGAUGCUCUCUUCGCCGCAUCUUCCACCUCUGAGCCCAGCACCGACCGGAUGUCAACACGGUCUACCGGACGAAGAUACUCUCGGUAGCUUGGCAUCUACCACGCCAAACUCUUCCUCCGACAUGGAUAUUGUCGCGUAGCAGACGUUCAACGACGACAGGAUCUGUUCGUCCCCUAGUAUUUCGAAUGCGAGUGCGAGUGGAAGCGUGAGUGCGAGUGUAAAUGCGAGCGCGAGCGCGAGCGUGAGCACGUUUCGAUGUUAUCGCGGCGAGCUAGUAUCGCGCGAUAAUCGGAUAAACGGCGACCCGUCUUAUUCUUGUACCGUCGUUCAACGGCUGGCCGUUAAGCGCGCGAUCGUGUACGGAAUUCGGUGCUGUACGGUGUCGCCUUCCGGAAAUCGCUGCCUCGACAACGUUUUCCUCUAUCGCGUUCGGUUAUGGAAUUUCGUUCGCUCGUUUCCCCGUUCGUUACCAUCGGGAAGCUAACGAAAAUAAUUCCAGAUACUCUCGCGUUCGUCGCUCUGGUUCUUCGAAGAACGGAACGGAUGCGGCCGUUUCGUGCGUUAAACGAAAUUUGUGCGUCAGGCGAGGGCACUCGCGCGGGACGCGAGCAUUUCUGCGCACGACACGACACGGCACGAAACGAAACGGAAUCGAAUCGAUCCAAUGGUACUUUUUUUUCGACUCGACGAAACGAGGACACGACGAACGCUUC